Messenger RNA from Helicoverpa armigera (cotton bollworm), 1491 nucleotides. Its product is annotated as ribosomal L1 domain-containing protein 1. The transcript is spliced from 5 exons. The record is from RefSeq and is a predicted model, not a curated record. Lineage: Eukaryota; Metazoa; Arthropoda; Insecta; Lepidoptera; Noctuidae. Bases 143 to 1408 code for a protein of 421 amino acids.
AGAUGGCAACUAACGAAAAGUGAGGUUAAGUUGACAUGUGAAUUUUAGCGAGUUUCAAGCUAUUUUGUUGUUACAAUUUAAUAGAGUGAAUAUACUCAAUAUUAAUUUUAUCUCUUACUGAAUAUAAGUGAAUUUAUUGAAAAUGGUUGCUAUAAAAGCGAAAACACCGCUGAUGACGGAGAAUAAGAACAAGAAAAAUAAAAAAUCCGCCAAAGUUGAGAAACGCAAAAAGACCAAACCUCAAAAAGCUGUAGUGACUCCGGUACCGGUAAUAAAAACUGAGAAGAAAAUUCCUGAUCCGUCGAAAAAGGAACCCGCGCCGAAAAAACCUGUAGUAAAGACAGAAAAAAAAGAAAAAGAGAAAAAAGUUCCUGUUGAAAUUAAAAAGGAAUUCUCACCCAAAAAGAAAGUCAAAUAUGUAAUGCCUUCAGAGAACAUAACUGAUGAUAUCGUGAAUAACUGCCUGAAUGCAUUGCUCAAUUUUAUUGUUCCUCUUGAUAAGCAGAAAAAUGCAAUUUUUGAUGACGAAAAACCCAUAUUCGCAGAGAUACAUUGUAUCAAAAUACAAAACACAAGAGGCAAUGUGAGAUUAUUAUUGCCACAUAGUACUAUUGCUUCAACAGGCGAAGUAUGCUUAAUCACACCAGACAUAAAGAAAGGUAGAAAACAUGACCAUGAGCCAACAAUUGACCGUUGGGAAGAAAUAUUGAGAAAAGAAGGUGUGACUGGAGUUAAAACAGUACUCCCAGUCAGACAGUUAAGAGUAGAGUAUGACCAGUUUGAACUGAAACGCAGACUUUUGACACAGCAUGAUUUCAUCAUGGUGGACACAAGAGUGUUGAGCCAUGUAUCACAUCUUCUAGGAAAGAUGUUCUUCAAAAAACACAAUAUGCUCAUCCCAGUAAGAAUAAAUGAAAAUAAAAAGUUGAAGCAAAGUAUUGAGUUAGGUUUACGCACUGCCAUUUUACGGCUUGGAGAGGGAGAAACUUCUACUGUGACUAUAGGACAUACUGCUAUGCCUCAGGAAAAACUAAAAGAAAAUAUUAUAGCUUUAGUUCAUCAGCUAAAAACAAAGUUUCCUGGUGGAGAGGGAAAUAUCAGAUCUAUUUCUUUGAAGCUGCCCCUGUCUAUGUCUUUGCCAUUAUAUCUUACUCUGCGACCAUCGAGUACCAUCAAACCACCAAAACUAACACAAAAGCGUCCUAAGAACUACACAGUGGUGGAAGGUGAACUGUCUACAAUCCCUGGCCAGACUGUUAGGGUGGCUCCUGAUGGAAAUGUGCAACUGAAGAGAGCCAAAAAGAAUAAAAAAGCCAGCAAUGCAAAAAAAGAAGUUGUUGAAGAAGAUAUUGAAGAUGAAGUAGACCUAGAUCAAGAAUCAGAUGAAUCAGAAACAAAUGAUGAUUAGAUCAAUAACAUUUAUUUUUUCUUUACAUACUUGUAAAAAUAACAUUACUUGAAUAAAACAUAAUUAAAAAGAAUAAAAAGAAA